Molecule: messenger RNA, 543 nt
Organism: Castor canadensis (American beaver)
Lineage: Eukaryota; Metazoa; Chordata; Mammalia; Rodentia; Castoridae
Source: RefSeq, a predicted model, not a curated record
AUGGUCAACUCCUGUUGUGGAUCCAUCUGCUCUGAGCAGAGCUGUGGCCAAGGCUGCUGUCAGCCCAGCUGCUGCCAGACCACCUGCUGCAGGACCACCUGCUGCAGGACCACCUGCUGCCGCCCCAGCUGCUGUGUGUCCAGCUGUUGCAGGCCCUGCUGCCGCCCCAGCUUCUGUGUGUCCAGCUGCUGCAGGCCCUGCUGUCGCCCCAGCUGCUGUGUGUCCAUCUGUUGCCAGCCUAGCUGCUGCCGCCCCAACUGCUGUGUGUCCAGCUGCUGCAGGCCUUGCUGUCGCCCCAGCUGCUGUGUGUCCAGCUGCAGCACGCCCUGCUGUCGCCCUAUCUGCUGUGUGUCCACUUGCUGCCGGCCCACCUGCUGCAGUGGUUCUUGCUGCUGCUGCCACCCCAGCUGCUGCCAGACCACCCACUGCAGGACCACCUGCUGCCACCACAGCUGCUGUGUGUCCAGAUGCUGCAGACCCUGCUGCCAGUCUGUGUGCUGCCAGCCCUGCUGCCGCCCCUGCUGCAGUGGUUCUUGCUGCUGA